GGCCGGACGACCUCCAGACGUCCUCGCCAUGAACUCCUCACUGACGGCGGACCCCAACUCGACGUCCCUCCUUCUGCUGCAGUAUCUCCCCAACUCGUCCUUCCUCGACUACGACUACGACCUCGCCUUCCCCCGAGGAGGUCACAACGUCUCGGCCGCCGCCCUGCCCGAGUGGUUCGACGACCUCGGCUUCGAAGCCCUCGCCAACGCCUCCUCGCCGCCCAACGCCUCGCACGUGAACCCCUCCUACGCCGCCUACGAGAGGUUCAUGGUGGAGUCGCGGCACUGGGUCCAGCGCGUCCUCGUGCCCCUGGUCAUGUGCGUCGGCGUCGUGGGCAACUCGGUGUCCAUGGUCGUCCUCACGCGCCGGAGGAUGAGGACGUCGACCAACAACUACCUGACGGCGCUGGCCAUCUCCGACCUCCUGUACCUCGUCUUCGUCUUCUCGCUGUCGCUGCAGCACCACCCCGACAUCAAGCACCCGCGCCACUGGUUCUACUGGCAGUACUUCCGCUACGGCCUGUGGCUCACCGACGCCUCCAGCAGUACCUCAAUUUGGCUCACCGUCACUUUCACGAUUGAACGCUACGUCGCAGUUUCUCAUCCAAUCAAAAGAAAGGCCUUGUGCACCGUCUCUCGGGCCAGGAAGCUGAUCGUGGUGGUGUUCAUCCUGUGCUUCGCCCUCACAGCCACGACCCCUCACGAGUGGGUGGUCGUGAGGAAGUCCCAGCCAGACACGCAAGAAUGCUUCCUCACUCUCAACUACAGCAGGGUGACAGCACUAGAACGUGGACGAUAUAAAGACAUCUUUAGUCCAAGGUAUCUCGGCCACACACACAGAGACCUGCAUGACGCCAUUUCUCUAAAAGCCGACAUAAUCCCAUUUUCUGUGGAGGAGGCGGCGAAGGGGGGACUGCGGAGCAAGCACCAGCGACGGAAGAUGACAGCCGUGUCGGAGAGGGACCACUACAGCCACCAGCAGGAGCACAAGAUCACCGUCAUGCUCAUCGCCGUCGUCAUCCUGGCUCUCGUGUGCCAGAUGCCGACGGCGGUUCUGCUGCUGUACAGGUGCGUCUCGUCGGGGGAGCGUUGGGGAGAGGCCUCGCACAUCUUCAACUUCCUCAACGCCCUGAACGCCGCCGCAAACUUCAUCCUGUACUGCGCCUUCUCCGAUAAG
This is a messenger RNA of Penaeus vannamei (Pacific white shrimp), 1177 nucleotides long. The record is from RefSeq and is a predicted model, not a curated record. Lineage: Eukaryota; Metazoa; Arthropoda; Malacostraca; Decapoda; Penaeidae.